AUGCACGUCGCCACCAACCAAACUAAUAAUAAUAGUUCAACAUCUCCAAUCGAUCUUACUUAUAUUUAUACUUUAUCCAUUGUAAAAAUUAAAUCUAUCGGUAAUCAGAAUAAUUCGCCAAAAAUUCGUAAAGAUUCUAAUAAUCAUUUACGUAAGUUGGUCUUAAUUAAUACAUUUAUUGAAAGGAAAAUGGCAGUUUACGAAGAAAUAUUAAAAUCGAAAAGGUGUCAACAAUUACAAAAACAACAACUUGUUCAUCAAUUUUCUCCUCUUACCCCCCCUUCUUCUCCUCCACCAAUGAAUAAACAUUUUGUAAUGUCCCCUCAAAAUGUUAAACAAAAAAUGUUUCAACAGCAACAAAUGCAUCAACAGCAAAAACAGCAACAACAGCUAAAACAGCAACAACAGCAACAGCAGCAACAAAAGCAGCAUCAACAGCAACAGCAACAGCAACAGCAACAACAGCAUCAACAUCAACAAUUGCAAAAAUCUAAGCAACAACAACACAAUUCACAACAAAAGAAGAAAACCGGAUACUCCUAUGGUGGGGGAUUCAAAAGGGUUCAGCAACAACAGCGUCAAGGACCUUUCCAAGUUGUUCAACCCGUUCAAAUUUAUAAUAAUCAAGUUCCAAUUGUUCCUCAAAGAACUGGAUUCAAUUUGGUUCAGCAACCACCGAUUCAUUGGAUUCCAGUUCAAAUACCUGCUCAUCAUCAUAAUCAACAAAUGCAUUAUAAUGUUAAUAAUUAUAGCAUGGUUCAAACUCAGGAACAACAACUUUACUUACAACAACACGUCUUCUUGCCUCCUCAUCCGCGUGGUUCUCACGCCCAACCACUUCACUUGGCCAAGUUGGUUAGAAGGCCUCAAUUGGUUAGAAUGUAA
Funneliformis geosporum is the source of this 885-nucleotide messenger RNA. The record is from the annotation of a GenBank genome assembly. NCBI's taxonomy places the organism in Eukaryota, Fungi, Glomeromycota, Glomeromycetes, Glomerales, Glomeraceae.